Actinia tenebrosa (Australian red waratah sea anemone) is the source of this 2614-nucleotide messenger RNA. Its product is annotated as dopamine receptor D5. Gene Ontology annotation, biological process: G protein-coupled receptor signaling pathway, coupled to cyclic nucleotide second messenger; chemical synaptic transmission. Gene Ontology annotation, molecular function: neurotransmitter receptor activity; G protein-coupled serotonin receptor activity. Gene Ontology annotation, cellular component: plasma membrane; dendrite. The record is from RefSeq and is a predicted model, not a curated record. Lineage: Eukaryota; Metazoa; Cnidaria; Anthozoa; Actiniaria; Actiniidae.
UCAAUCUACAGGAAGAAAGAUUUGUAUACCAUUCAAAUACGUCACAAGUGUUUUGUAGCACCAAAUAUCUAAAGCUCGCGCCUGGACGGCUUUAUACAUCGUUCUCUUACGGUGCCCGGAUCUGAUUGGUUGUUUUUAAUGAUUGAAGGGUCGGUUUUAACCCUAAUAAGCUUUGUGGAGUACACUAAAGGAGGUUAGGUUCUUUCGUCAAUCACCGAGGAUCGUGAUUUCCUCAAGGCCAAGAACUACGUCAGCCAGACCACUACAUCAAGGACGGUAAUAAAAUACAAGUAUUAAGAACGACACAAUUCGGGUGCCAAAUGUAAAGGAACUUGUACACUUAAAAACGGGAUAGCAUCGAUAUCCGAAAUCAUUUGAUUCUUUUUUCAGUGAUUUGGUAAGGAGAAGUUGAGACCGUUCAAUAGCACAGGAAACUCAACAUACAGCUCUAAAAGAGACAAAAGCGAUACUUAGGAGCGAAAGUCUUGUUUCAUUAGAAGAACAACAGCAGAGACGAACAAGCCGAUCAGAAGGGAACAUAAACACUUAUAGCAUCUCAGCCUUUUGCGAAAAUGAGUAUGAGUAUUGGAAACUCGAUUGCUUUGGGGACACUUGGAUUCAUAAUCACAGUGGAAAGUCUAGUGGUUUGCUUUAUGGUUUACCGUUAUCGUAUUCUACGCACCUUCAAUAAUGGAUUUGUCGUGUCUUUAGUAUUGUCAGAUGUUCUCUUCGGUGCUGUUCUGCUGCCUGUCAUAAUCCACGACGCAACCUCUCUCGCAGCCGGUUUUUUGGUCGCAGUUAUCUUGAUGGCAAACGUUACCAAUAUGUUUGCUGUAACUUUGGACAGAUUUCUUGCAGUCAUGAAACCUCUUAUCUAUCACGUUACUAUGGCAAAGCAUUUUACCAAGAUUGUGAUGCUAGCAUGGGUAUUACCCAUAGGAAUCACCCUCAUACCAAUUGCAUACGACGGUGACCGUAGCGGAUCGGCGCACAAAAUAUAUCUCUUUGGAAUUCUUAUAAUUGGAAUUCUUAUCCCUUAUAUAUUUAUUCUUGUGGCAUACGUCAUGAUAUUUCGUGAAGUUUCGCGUCAGGUUCGAAAGCUAGCAAAGCUACAAAACCUUAGAUUUGAUCAAGAUGCCUUAAAGGAAGGCAAAAGAGUUACUGGAGAAGCAAGAAUGGCAAGAGUGUUUGCCCUAAUUGCAGGUAUCUUUGUUUUGACAUGGCUUCCAGUCGUGUACAUGACAACGGUCGAAGCUAUUGGCCUUGUAGAGACAUUAGUACCAGAGGUGUUGAUCACUAUAUCAUGGUACACUUUGUGUAUGGGUUCUAUAACAAAUGCCCCUAUUUAUGCUCUUUUCAAGUCUGACUUCCGUAAAGCCUUCCAAAAAAUGUUACGAUUGAGAAAAACUAGAUUCCAAUGCCUCCAGGAAACUUCGAGUUCCCUUCUACCUCAAACUUCAGAUCGAAGGACCAAAAGCACGAACGAUAAGCAUCAGCUUCACCCCCCAAAGUCUCCUAAAUCCCCGACUUCCAAGAAAUCUCCAUGCUCGCAAACGAGUCAACACUGAAGGAAGUUCUUUAAACCGAUACAUGCAUGGUGUGAAUAAAAGACCCUCGAGUAUUCGUUCAGCAGGUGUCCCAAGAAAAGACUAACGUUACAUUAAUUUCAUGGAGGUUUGAACGGUCCGAGAGAUCAACACCGGCGAUCAAUAAACUUCAAAUAUGAAGUAGCCGCUUUUUUAUUGAAUCAACUAUUGAGAGAGUCAUGGAUUUAAAUGCAAGAGUUGCCUGAGGUGGUUUUCAGCGCGAGGGCAAAAAGCUUGCAAAUGACAUGAAUCGUUUAUUUAGAUUCGAGCGCCUCGCAGCGCUAAGAGUCGUGAGCGUGUGGAUGCGGUUGGAUUCACAAACAACCAUUUCGCAAAAAAGAAUACUCGUUUUUAUACGCGUCUUACUAGUGGGAAUUACGCUAGUAGUUAUUUUUAACUUCCAUUCUUUAUGUUACUUAGAUUGGCAAGGUUUGGGAACAGCUGAUAACUAUAAUGAUUUGGCCGGAAUAUACCCUAAAAUUGUAACAUGUACAGUAUACAAAGUUCUUCAUUAAACUCAGUACAUCAUAUAUUCUAACUAAAUAUUCAACGUCUGGUUGUCUUUUAAUUGAUGUGGACUGGUAUUCACUAGUGAGUUGUUUUUGCGUGCGAGUGCACGAUGAUUUACCUGUACUUAAUAAAUCUAACCUAAAAUGAUCCGAACCAUAUAUUAAAACGCCAGAACUAAUCUUAUACCAGACUAAUAAGGUUAACGUAGCGACCCCAGACGUGAAUAAAGGGAGGUUUCAUAUAUAGCACACGUACGACUAUCUUGUUAAAACUUGGCUUUGCAAAACUAACCUAGGUACCAAUGGAGAAUUUUCGAUGAAACUUUAUCGGUCAAAAAUGUCAAAAACUUAAAACACUUUUCAUGGCAUAGAAAUAACAACGAGAAAUUAAGCCACUAAAAAGGAUAUAGAAUUUCCAUCCUACCUUAGCUGUAAAUAAUACGAGUAACUGGGUACAGAUGUUCGCUGUUGUGUUAAGAUGGACAGUGUUUUUGAAUAAAAUAUAAGCCACAUCACAAA